Molecule: messenger RNA, 405 nt
Organism: Cucurbitaria berberidis CBS 394.84
Lineage: Eukaryota; Fungi; Ascomycota; Dothideomycetes; Pleosporales; Cucurbitariaceae
Exons: 1
Coding region: 1-405 (134 amino acids)
Source: RefSeq, a predicted model, not a curated record
AUGCCAUCCCCAAGCCGAACCAACCGCUUCCAGUCCUUCACCCCCCUCCGCUCCACAACCGGCUCCCUCCGCCGCCUGAAAACCGCCUUCUCCCCCGUCCGCUCCCAGCGCUCCACAUCCCCCAGCUCCAGCAUCAGCACAUCGACCACAUCGCCGCUGACCCGGAACUCGUCACCGCACAGCUACCGCUCUUCAGCUGCCAGUAUCCGCCACAUGCUCGCUCUGCGCCGCAAGCCCAGUGUGCUCGAGUUCGAAAUGGAGGAGGAGAAGCAUCUCUUCGAACAGGAGUUGGAUGUGUUGGAGCCUAGGCCGAGUGUUGGUCUGAGCUAUGGUCACGCUCGUGGGAGGAGUGUGAGUGAGGUGCAUGUUGUGGGCAUCUUUGAGGUCUUGGAUGGGACGUGCUAG